Molecule: messenger RNA, 433 nt
Organism: Daldinia vernicosa
Lineage: Eukaryota; Fungi; Ascomycota; Sordariomycetes; Xylariales; Hypoxylaceae
Exons: 1
Coding region: 67-300 (77 amino acids)
Source: RefSeq, a predicted model, not a curated record
CUCUCUGUCUUAUACGUUCCCGAGUCUUAAAAGUUAUACAUAAUACUACCCACCUACCCAGACAGAAUGCCGUCAGAUCAGAAUAGUAGAGCGAGUUGCUACCCUUCUUCAAGAGAGCGGCACCGUACCUGUUCUACUGAUGAUGAUACGGGCUUGGUUUGGGUCUCUGACUUAAACACCUCGCAGAAGCUGCUUAGAUCUCAUAUCGCAAAGCGUACCCACGCAACGGUCAGGAGAAAGAGGGUUCUCGAGUACCAGCAACAAAAAGAAACUCUAAGUAGAAAAACGUACCAUAACUAAUUUGCAAGUUGGCUCCAAUACGUGUGGCUAUUUAGACCUAUAGUAUUGCAAUAACCAACUAUUUGGUCGCAUGAUUUAUUAUGUCAAGUUCGGUAGGUAGGUAUGUAACCCUCCAGCUAAUGAUAGAUCAUAU